ACCUUUUUCUUCCACUUUAAUACUGUCAAAGGGAAAGUUGACGUGGUGCCUCAUGAGGACACUUGGGAUUUUGAUGAGCCUCCUCCUUUUGAUCUGGAUAUCACAAACGAGCUGGCCUUGCCAACUUUUUCCUCAAGCGACAUCAAAGUCUUAGGAAGAUUCUGGGGAAGGCAUUGCCAAGGUCCUGGCAGAAGGAAAGGGAAUGUUUUGCAAGUGCCCAGAUCCUUCCCUCUGGCAAGCACUCGAAAGCGAAUUCUCGUGUCUCCAAACGAUAGCACAAUCUCCGCCAUCCUCAUCCAUCAGAGCCCCGAAACCCACCGGUCUUGUCUCGCGCACCGAAACCGGAAAACUCGUUGGGAUCUUGGAAGAUAACAUUCCUCACGCUCCGGACAAAGCGUCCACUUUACAAGCGAUAGCAGAGGAGAUUUCGGCUAUCUUGGAACUGCGGAGAAAGAGGUAGUUUUGUUCAGAUCCGAGAAACUAUUGACCGGAUUCAUGCGAUCGGCAUUAUCUGGGGAGGUGGCUAGCCGCAUAAUGUUCUUGUCGACAGUGAUACAGAUGAUGCGUGGUUGGUCGGCUUUGGGCGCGGAUCCACUGAUGACUUGGUUGGUGAGAUCAUGGAGACGAUGGAGGUGAUGAACUGGCUAUAGCAAAGAUUGCUGACUUCCUG
Hyaloscypha bicolor E is the source of this 670-nucleotide messenger RNA. RefSeq lists its product as uncharacterized. Bases 203 to 460 code for a protein of 85 amino acids. Lineage: Eukaryota; Fungi; Ascomycota; Leotiomycetes; Helotiales; Hyaloscyphaceae. The record is from RefSeq and is a predicted model, not a curated record. The transcript has a single exon.